Messenger RNA from Rhopilema esculentum, 2014 nucleotides. RefSeq names its product pre-mRNA-processing factor 17. Gene Ontology annotation, cellular component: catalytic step 2 spliceosome. The record is from RefSeq and is a predicted model, not a curated record. NCBI's taxonomy places the organism in Eukaryota, Metazoa, Cnidaria, Scyphozoa, Rhizostomeae, Rhizostomatidae. Gene Ontology annotation, biological process: mRNA splicing, via spliceosome. Gene Ontology annotation, molecular function: mRNA binding; protein binding.
UGCGGUGGAGAAUUCGUGUUCCGGACGAAAUUAAAAAUGGCGGGUCUUGUUGAUUAUGCUGCAGACAGUGGAAGUGAAGAAGAGACUGGAAAUGCCGUUAAUGAGGAGCUUCAAUUGCAUCUAAAAGGAACUUCAAGGUCAAUUGAGGAUAUGAAGAGUAAUAUGAAGUUGAAUAUUAGACCAGAAGUCACAUCUAAGAAUGAACAUGAUAAAAAGUUUUUAAUUGACCCAACCAGCAAACAACUUUCUUAUAAUCCUAAAUAUGAACAGCUUUUUGCACCGGUGGUUGGACCAGAAAAUCCAUUCAAAUCAAGGCAACAAAAAGCAACUAAGAAUACUUUAUCUGGUUUUGUGGAAGAAGCCCACAUAAGUGAUUUCCAGUUUGAUAACCAAAGAAAGACAUUCCACAGUUAUGGGUAUGCAGUAGACCCAAGUGAAGAGAAUGCAACAGGAGAGAAGAUCGUUGGUGACCAGGAGAAAGCAACCUCAUUGAAAGGUGUUACAGUUUUUGAAGACACAAAAGCACGACCUGGUGACAAGAGACGUCGAGAAGAAGUAGGACAACCAUCUGAUAUCGAAUCAUACAAAGGCCCCUGGGCGAAGUUUGUUGAUGAAGCUGAAGUUGCAAAGCCCUCUGAGGAAGAGCAAGCAAUACUUGAAAAAUACGAGGAGGCAAAACAGAAAAAGGGGAAACAAGAAGAAGAGAAAAUUGAAGAGAAAACGAAGUUACACAUUGCUGAUGCGUAUGAUUACCAGGGAAGAUCGUAUCUCCAUAUUCCCAUGGAUCUUGGCGUCAACCUUCUUACGGACGAUCCCCCUGAAAAAUGCUAUCUUCCGAAAAAGAGGAUUCAUACAUGGACUGGUCAUUCAAAAGGAGUGGCAGCUGUGCGACUUUUCCCAAAAUCUGGUCAUCUGCUCCUAUCGUGCAGUAUGGACUGCAAAAUCAAGUUAUGGGAAGUAUAUAACAAAAGACGUUGCAUUCGAACUUUCAUUGGACAUGGAAAGGCUGUUCGAGAUAUUUGUUUCAAUAACGACGGAACGAAAUUCCUAAGUUGUGGUUAUGAUCGGUGGAUAAAACUUUGGGAUACCGAGACAGGAGAAUGUCUUGGCAGAUUCAGUAACAAUAAAGUACCUUAUUGUGUUAAAUUCAACCCAGAUGAGGAUAAACAGAAUUUAUUCAUCACAGGGAUGGCAGACAAAAAAAUGAUAACGUGGGAUAUACGGGAAAAUGAAAUCGUCCAAGAAUAUGACAGGCAUUUAGGAGCUGUUAACACCAUCACUUUUGUCGAUCAAAACAAAAGAAUCGUGACAACUUCGGAUGACAAGAGCAUCAGGAUAUGGGAAUGGGAUAUUCCCGUCGAUACGAAAUACAUCGCAGAUCCAGGAAUGCAUUCAAUGCCAUCUGUCUCAUUGUCUCCGAAUCAAAAAUGGCUUGCGUGUCAAUCGAUGGACAAUCAAAUUGUCAUCUACAGCGUUUUAAAUAAAUUUCGUCAAAACAGAAAGAAAGUAUUUAAGGGGCACAUGAAUGCUGGCUACGCUUGUCAAGUCAACUUUUCACCAGAUAUGAAUUAUCUCAUAUCGGGAGAUGCUGAUGGCAAACUGAACAUAUGGGACUGGAAAAGCACAAAACUUUACUGCAAAUUUAAAGCUCACGACGACGUUUGCAUUGGUUGCGAGUGGCUUCCUCACGAGACCUCGAAAAUAGUGACUUGCGGAUGGGAUGGCCUAAUCAAGCUAUGGGAUUAAAAAAUUUGCAUCACUGCAGAAUUUUCCCUCUGUCUCCCGUUUGGUUUAUGCCACGAAAAACUGGAUGCUACUUCUGAGACAUGACACACAGUAUACAGAUAUCAUAGUGAUAGGAAUAAAGUCACUUAUGAAUGGACAUAUCUUACGAAAACAGUAUCGUAAAUGACAUCCCGUCUGUACAUACUUAAGCUCUUGUUAUCAUUUUCCAAUACAAACAUUUCUAGCUUAUAUGUGCAACACUUUGUAAAAUGAAUGAAAGUAAUCUGUA